AUUAAUAUUGUUCUCAUCCUUGAGGACCUAACUGUAAAACUCUCCUUCUUCCAUUAAACAGAUUUCAAGCUAAACAGAGAAGCCAAACAUUUUCGGAGUCGGCGGGUUAACGCCGAAAUUCUUCCUUCGCCUCCACUAAAAUCUCGCGCCACCAAUUUUCCCAAUAUAUCGAUAUUUAGUUUUUCCCUAUUGUAAUUUCCCUAUCAUGACAACCUCCAUUUGAUUUGGCUCCGAACCUUGCGAAAUUUACACUUUAAUUAAGGAUAUUACUCAAAUGAGCUCCUUGCUUUUCCGCAGGAGGAUUUCUCCGUCAUUGCUUCCCGAUAAUACAGAUGUCUAUUACUCUAGGUGGGAGUCGAAGUUUAGAACUUCGUGUGCCAUCUAUCAAUGCAUACAGAAACUCAGCAGCUAUAGAACGAGUUCGAAGUUUGAUUUUACAGACCUCACGCGUCCUCAUACAUGGUAUCCUGUUGCUCGACGAAAGAAACGGAAUGUAAUAUUACAUGUUGGUCCAACAAAUAGUGGCAAAACAUAUCAUGCUCUGAAGCGGUUGGAAUCGAGUCCUUCAGGUAUCUAUUGUGGGCCGUUGAGACUUUUGGCGUGGGAGGUAGCUCAGCGUCUGAACAAGGCCAAAGUUCCUUGUGAGCUCAUUACUGGGCAAGAGAGAGAGGAGAUUGAUGGAGCAAAACAUAAAGCUGUUACUGUAGAAAUGUCAGAUGUUAAUUCUGAUUAUAGCUGCGCGGUUGUAGAUGAAAUUCAGAUGUUGGGGUGCAGAACAAGGGGUUUUUCAUUUACAAGAGCUUUACUGGGAAUAUGUGCUGAUGAACUACACUUGUGUGGGGAUCCAGCAGCUGUUCCUUUAGUUAAGGAAAUGCUUAAAGUGACCGAUGAUGUUGUCGAGGUUAAAUAUUAUGAGAGACUUUCACCUCUCGUCCCUUUGGAUGUUCCGCUUGGAUCUUUUUCCAAGAUACAGACAGGUGAUUGCAUUGUCACAUUCUCACGUUAUGAGAUAUACAAAAUGAAGAGACUAAUCGAAGAUCAAAGGCAGCAUCUGUGCUCUGUUGUUUAUGGUUCAUUGCCUCCAGAGACUCGAAGCAGACAGGCAACAAUGUUCAAUGACGAAAACAAUGAUUUUCAUGUUCUUGUGGCAAGUGAUGCCAUUGGAAUGGGUCUCAAUCUUAACAUAUCCAGAAUAAUUUUUUCAACACUGAAAAAAUUUGAUGGUACAGAAACGCGGGACCUUACUGUUUCUGAGAUUAAACAGAUUGCUGGAAGAGCUGGAAGAUACAAAUCUAAAUUUCCUGUCGGUGAAGUCACUUGUCUAAAGGCUGAUGAUCUACCUUUACUUCAUUCAUCACUGAGUUCCCCUUCUCCUACUCUGGAGCAAGCUGGACUUUUCCCUAGCUUUGAUCUUUUACUUAUGUUUUCACGUUUACAUCCAACUUAUGGUCUACAGCAGAUACUGGAGCAUUUUGUCGAGAAUGCCAAGUUGUCGGAUAACUAUUUUAUCACUAAUUGCGAGCAGAUGUUGAAAGUAGCUGCUGUAAUAGAUGAGCUACCUCUCAGUUUGAAUGAUAAGUAUCUCUUUGUUACGAGUCCUGUUGACAUGGACGAUGACAUCUCGUCUCAGGGACUCACUCAGUUUGCAACUAGUUAUUGUACAAAUCAUAUCGUGCGGCUUAAGGAAAUAUUUACCCCUGGAACACUCAAGAUUCCCAAGUCGCAGAAACAACUGAAGGAGCUCGAAUCAAUUCAUAAGGUUCUGGAUCUGUACGUUUGGCUGAGUUUUCAUAUGGACGACUGCUUUCCUGAUCGGGAGCUGGCAGCGUCACAAAAGGCUAUUUGCAGCAUGUUGAUCGAGGAGUUCUUGGGGAAGAGUGAAUUGGAGAAGUCAUUCCAUAGAAAAUUACCUCGCCUCAGCCGCUUGAAAUGUUUGUCUUGAUGAUUUCUUUGGGAUCACAAAAAAUUCUUGAAUUCUGUUUGCCUUUUGAGGGAGAGAAAUUUAAUUUAAAUCCUUGUUGAUAGCUUAGUUGUGAUUAAUUUUUGCUGUUUUUGUAAUCUUGUAGGAAGGAGUUGCAUUCGUAACAUUGUACAGACAAUAUGCAACAGAUGUUUCAGUAUUUUUCAAUAUACAACACAUUUUUCUGUA
Messenger RNA from Salvia miltiorrhiza (redroot sage), 2149 nucleotides. Its product is annotated as DExH-box ATP-dependent RNA helicase DExH16, mitochondrial-like. Gene Ontology annotation, molecular function: hydrolase activity, acting on acid anhydrides; ATP binding; RNA helicase activity. Gene Ontology annotation, biological process: RNA catabolic process; mitochondrial RNA 3'-end processing. The record is from RefSeq and is a predicted model, not a curated record. Lineage: Eukaryota; Viridiplantae; Streptophyta; Magnoliopsida; Lamiales; Lamiaceae. Bases 275 to 1942 code for a protein of 555 amino acids. The transcript has 16 exons. Gene Ontology annotation, cellular component: mitochondrial degradosome.